Linderina pennispora is the source of this 2277-nucleotide messenger RNA. RefSeq names its product glycoside hydrolase. The coding region runs from base 1 to 2277 and encodes 758 amino acids. The transcript is spliced from 8 exons. Gene Ontology annotation, molecular function: beta-glucosidase activity. Gene Ontology annotation, biological process: glucan catabolic process. The record is from RefSeq and is a predicted model, not a curated record. NCBI's taxonomy places the organism in Eukaryota, Fungi, Kickxellomycota, Kickxellomycetes, Kickxellales, Kickxellaceae.
AUGGCAGACUAUUCAAGCGUGGCAGGCGAUGCAAGCGCCUCAGUUCCAGCCUCCGGCACCAAUACCGCGCCUGCAACUCAGCCAGACAGCAGCCCCUACACCUCCAACUCUGCCGAUUCCGCCUCUGCCGUACAGACCACCGUCACUCCCACGGGCACACCCGUGCCGUCGGGGACCGUAGCUGUUCCCAGCGCUGGUUACUCAUCAUCUGGCACCGAUGAGCUUCCAGCAAGUACCGCCUUGCCCUCAGACAAGUGCACGUGGGAUAAGGUACAAAUCCCCGACCCAGUCAUGCUAAACCCCGUAAAGUCGUACUCGUACCAGCCCGAGAGCAGCGUAGUUCAGGCACCAGGCAAAAUCGACAAGGACAUCAUCCAGAUGGUCCGUGGCCUGACGCUCGAGGAGAAGAUCGGCCAGAUGACCCAAAUCGAGGUUGGCCAGAUCAUUGACUGCAACGGGAAGCUCAACCGGACCGCAUCGCCCGGCAACCACGAUGGCAUCUACCAGUGGUACUCGGCUGAGAAGUUUGCCGAGCUCACUGACGCAGUCCAGGAGAUUGCUACCAAGAAGGGUGCCAAGAUCCCCGUCAUCUGGGGGCUCGACUCGGUGCGCGGCGCAAACUAUGUCAAGGGCGCAGUCAUUUUCCCGGCGGGAAUCGCCACUGCUGCGACAUUCAAUCCGCAGUUCGCCUAUGAUGCCGGCCGUGUCGCUGCCAAGGACACUCGCGCUGCUGGUGCCCACUGGGCGUUUGCGCCAGUAUUGGACAUUGGCGUCAACAAGUUCUGGUCGCGCACGUACGAGAACUUUGGCGAGGACCCCUUCCUGUCCUCGCAGAUGGCACUGAUCCGCUCGCGCGUUGCUGCCUGCAUGAAGCACUUUAUUGCAUACGGCAACCCGUUUGACGGCUCGGACCGUGCUGACCGCCACGUAGCCGACCACGAGCUGCUCGAGUACUACGUCCCGUCAUUCAAAGCGGCCAUCGAUGCUGGCUCAGCCACUGCCAUGGAGAGCUACGGUGCGGUCAGCGGCGAGACUGUGAUGCUGUCAAACUUUUACCUGCAGACCCUGCUUCGCGAGCACCUGGGCUUCAAGGGCUUCAUGGUCACUGACUGGGGAGAGAUCUUGUCGCAAGCGACGAUAUAUAUGACAGCACGCGAUCCCGAACAGGCUGUCGAGGGUGCUAUUUUGCGCACGUCGACCGAUAUGUCGAUGGUUGCUGAUGACGCGUCAUUCAGCAAUAUCACACUUGCGCUGUCGGUGGCCCGUAUUCUGCAGGCAAAGAAGGAUCUGGGCCUCUUCGAGAACCCGUACGCCGACAAGGAGCUGCAAAAGACUGUUGGCUCAGCACAGGACAUUGAAUCGGGCCGCGACACCGCACGCGAGUCAAUCACGCUGCUGAAAAACGAGAACAGCGUUCUGCCGCUCAAGACCUCUGAAAGCGUGCUGUUCCUGGGCCCGACCCUCAACUCGUCUCGCUACAUGGGCGGCGGCUGGAAUGAGGGCGACGCCGUGUACCAGGGCUUUGCGGAUACUGUGCUCACUGGGAUCAAGCAGGUGACGGGGUCAGAGCCUAGCUACAUGCCGGCCGUUGAUAUUGAUGGCACGACAAGGUACGACUGGGACGGCGUCAUCGCCGCCGCGAAGAAGGCCGACAAGGUUGUUAUUGGUUUAGGCGAACGCACGUACGCCGAAAACUUUGGCAACAUCGACGAGCUGACUCUGCCGCAGGCUCACAUUGACCUGGUUAGCAGCUCACUGUGCUGGUCCAAGGACGCCCCCGUCUCCUCGGCAGCAUCGCUAAUGACUCCAAAUGCCAUCGUCAACGCAUAUCUUCCGGGAUCGUAUGGCGGUCUUCCGAUUGCUGAGAUUCUGUACGGCAAGGUGAACCCAUCAGGCCGUCUACCGUACACAUACCCGGCCCAUUCAUCGCAGGCUAGCCACACCAUCUGGCAAGCGUCCUAUGUGCCGUACAAGCCGCAGUGGCAGUUCGGCUUCGGUCUUGGCUACUCGACCAUCAAGUACUCGAACGUCACGGUGUCGAGCACCACGCUCGAGAUCGGAUCCCCAAUCACUGUUUCGGUUUCCCUUACCAACACGGGCACGUACGAUCAAAAGGAACCCGUCGAGGUCAAGGCUGGCCAGACUAAGCAGGUUGAGCUGACGCUCAAGGCCGAGGACAUGGCGUUCUGGGACAGAUACCUGCGCAGACGCAUUGAGCCCUCGCCUGCCACAGUGCAGUUGGAGGCGGAUCCGCAGCAGGUGCUUGAGCGCCUCUAA